Messenger RNA from Carlito syrichta (Philippine tarsier), 2471 nucleotides. RefSeq names its product T-cell activation RhoGTPase activating protein (gene TAGAP). The transcript has 10 exons. NCBI's taxonomy places the organism in Eukaryota, Metazoa, Chordata, Mammalia, Primates, Tarsiidae. Gene Ontology annotation, biological process: signal transduction; regulation of Rho protein signal transduction. Gene Ontology annotation, molecular function: GTPase activator activity. Bases 291 to 2471 code for a protein of 726 amino acids. The record is from RefSeq and is a predicted model, not a curated record.
AGUGUCUGGCUGGCUCUGUCUCAGUGACAGCCCAUGAUGCUCUUUCCGGUCUCAGUGAUAUUCUGAAUUUCCACCUGCCCGCCUCCUCCUGCUUAUAAUGCAGAACAUGUGAAGUUAGAGCAGUUCAGUCUCUCUCUGCCGGUGGACUGUCAGGAGCAGAGUGUCAUGCUGUUUUUCCCAUUUUCCACAGUUCACUGGAGGUAAAAGAACCCUGGCUGGAGACCCUCCGAGGGCAGAGCCGAAGCCACCCAGGAGUGGAAUUCGUCCCUGGACAGUCAGCCCGAGUGCUAAUGAAGUUGAGAAGCAGUCACAAUGCUUCAAAAACACUAAGUGCUGAUAAUAUGGAGACGCUAAUCGAAUGCCAAUCAGAGGGUGAUAUCAAGGAACAUCCCCUGUUGGCAUCAUGUGAGAGUGAAGAUAGCAUUUGCCAGCUAAUUGAGGUUAAGAAGAGGAAGAAGGUUCUGUCCUGGCCCUCUCUCCUGAGAAGGCUUUCCCCUUCAUCAGAUUUUCCCGGGGCUUUGGAGCCAGAAUUGAAAGCAUCACUCUUUGAUCAGCCCUUGUCAAUCAUCUGUGGUGAGAGCGGCACACUUCCCAGACCCAUUCAGGACAUUCUCACUAUCCUGUGCCUGAAAGGCCCUUCCACCGAAGGGAUCUUCCGGAAAGCAGCCAAUGAGAAAGCCCGCAAAGAGCUGAAGGAGGAGCUCAACUCUGGGGGCGCUGUGGACCUGGACAGUCUCCCCGUGCACCUCCUUGCUGCGGUCUUCAAGGACUUCCUCAGAAGCAUCCCCCUGAAGCUACUUUCCAGUGACCUCUUUGAGGAGUGGAUGGGCGCUCUGGGGACACAGGACGAGGAGGACAGAAUCGAAGCCCUGAAACAGGUUGCAGAUCAGCUGCCCCAGCCCAAUCUCCGGCUGCUCCAGCCCUUGCUCUACGUGCUGCACCUGGUCAGCAAGAACGCCGAGGUCAGCAAGAUGGACUCCAGCAAUCUGGCCAUCUGCGUUGGACCCAACAUGCUCACCCGGGAGGGCAGCCAAGACUUGUCACUCGAAGUGCAGAAAGACCUGAACAAUAAGGUUAAGAUGCUGGUGGAAUUCCUCAUUGAUAACUGCUUUGAAAUAUUCGGAGAGAACAUUCCAGUGCAUUCCAGUAGCACUUCGGAUGACUCCCUGGAACACACAGACAGUUCAGACAUAUCGACCCUGCAGAAUGACUCAGCCUACGACAGCAACGAUCCUGAUGUUGAUUCCAGCAGCGGCAGCGGCGUCACCUCUUCCAGCGGGCAGUCCCGGUUGCCCACAGCCAUAGUCACUGGUUUGGACAACAGGGGGUCACGGGACGCCUGUGCCUGUGAGUUCAGCCCGGAACCCAUUGUGAGCACCGUUGCCAGGCUGAAAAGCUCCCUCCAUCAGUCAGACAGGAGGUACUCAGAGCCUGGCCUGUCAUCCUCACAGGAGUACCUGGUGAACCGAGUAAACCGUCAGUCACUAACAAAAAGUGAGGGUGGCUUCACCAUGUCCUGCGCAGGCUCUCAUUUAGAAAGUGAGGAAGCCGAAGACCCAUUUUUAGAGGAGGCCUUCCCUGCAGUGCAAGGCAAAACCAAGAGACCGGUGGACCUGAAGAUCAAGAGCUUGGGCCAGGCUUCGGGGCUCCCACGGGGACUGGUUCCCAAAGCCUUCUCCAGUGGUUCCCUGGAUGGGUCCUCGGACAGCUCACCUGUGGCUUCUCCUUCCAGCCCCAAAAGAAAUGUCUUCACCAGACAUCAGUCUUUCACCACAAAAAUGGAAAAAAGCAAGCCCAACAGAGAAAUUAAAAAACACUCCAUGUCCUUCUCUUUCACCUCUCACAAGAGAUUGCUGAGCAAAACCCCCAGUGUGGGGUCCAGGAAACCCCAAGGUUUUAUAAGAGACCAAGUCACAAAGGGUUUCAAGAAGGAAAGCCAGCUGGCUGGCCGAAUCAUCCAGGAAAACAGGCCUGAACCCCACAGCCAAACAGCUCUGGGCUGCAGCUUGCGAUCCCACACCCUCUCGGUUGAUGAUGUGUUCCAAAUAGUUGAUCAGGAAAGUUCUGGUAGCCCACCCUCCUAUGAAGAGGCCAUGCAGGCAUCUCCACUCGUGGCCUAUGGGGGCCAGACUGUGGCGAGCAUGAGGGCGAGAAUGCUCUCCCAGGACUCCAUUCUGCCCCCUCUUCUACCUGUUCCCCACACAGGGGACUCAAGACACAGGGGCAGAGAAGGACUGCUUCAUGAGCAUAGACUCUCUCCCCUGACGGAGCGAUGGAAACAGAGCAGGACUGUCAGUGCUUCCAUGGAAACCCUAAGGCAUGUGACUGUUCCGGGGAGGUCUGAGCUGCACGGACUGAGGACCACGUCUGAGUCUCUGCAAAAGAACAAGCAGGACUGUCUGAUGCGCCGAUGCAGCCAGCCAGUCUUUGAGUUGGACCAACUCCUAUAUGCUAAAGAAUCCUACAUCUAG